UUAAAUUGGCAGUGUACUCCACCAAAGACAUAUACUUUUUUUAAAUCGAUUGUAGUACUAAUCUAAAAAAAAGUACCAGUUGUUAUUUUUUUUAGCUUGCAAUAAUUGUAUAUUUUGGUAGAAAAAUUAUUUAGACGUGGUAACAUCGAAAAAUGUCUGUCAAAUUCAAAAUGUCUUCGAAGCGGUCUGGUGUAUCUGCGUCACGGCUGGAAAAAAACUUAUUUACGCCAUAGGGGCUACGUGGAUGAAGGGAUACACGAACUUCAUGAAACGCAAAAUAAAACGGUAUUGGAAUACUUUCGCUGUUUCUUUUCAUCAGACAUCAUUUCAGAUAUCGUUCACAAUACAAACUUAUAUUCUGUUCAACAACAUGGCAAGUCUAUACAGUUGACAAAUGAAGAGUUAGAACGUUUUCUUGCUAUUGAAAUGUUAAUGGGUGUGGUUCAAAUGCCAGCAUAUACUGAUUAUUGGGCAAGAAAAACACGAUAUCCUCUCAUAUCUGAUGAAAUGCCCCUAAAGCGUUAUCAACAAAUACGCCGCAACAUUCACUUUGCUGAUAAUAGCAUGGAGAAUUCAGAUCGCUAUUACAAAAUACGCCCUGUUAUGGAGAAGAUCAGACAAAAUUGUUUGAAGAUAGAGGAAGAAGGGCAGUACUCAAUAGAUGAAAUGAUAAUCCCAUAUAAAGGCACGAAAGCUGGGAAAAGGAGGCAGUAUAUAAAGAACAAGCCGAAAAAAUGGGGCUUCAAAAAUUUUGUACGCGCCGGGGUUUCAGGCAUAAUAUAUGAUUUCAUCAUGUACGGUGGAGAUGACACGUUCCGUGAACACACUUUCACAGCCAAAGAAGCUUCACUUGGGGUUGGUGGCAUGGUGGUAAUAGCAUUAUGCAAAACAAUAAAAAAGAAACCAUCUAUCAUAUACGCGGACAACUUCUUUACUUCUCCAGAGCUUAUUUACUUAUUGCGAGAAGAAUAUGGUAUAUUUAGCCUGGGAACAAUACGAACAAACCGGCUCAGGGGUUGUCAAGAUCUGUUACCCUCUGAAAAAGAAAUAAAAAAGAGAAAGAGAGGAUACAGUGCCCAAGUUGUGUGCAAUAACAAUAAGUUAGCUAUCGUAAAGUGGAACGAUAGCAAGGUGGUUACGCUUAUUAGUUCCUACGUGGAUUCUCAUCCUAUAGAAAAGAUAAGGAGAUACUCGAAGGAAGACAAACGUAAAGUAGAUGUUGACUGCCCUCAACUUGUGAAGCAGUACAACAAGCAUAUGGGGGGCGUAGAUUUAGCAGAUAUGCUCAUAUCUUUGUACAGGACCCCUUUCAAGAGCCGACGUUCGUAUUUGGGUAUAUUUUCGCAAAUGCUAGAUAUAUGCAUAAAUAACGCUUGGCUUCUUUACAGGCGAGAUGGCAGAAUUAAAAAGUCUCUAAAAGAGUUUAGGCUUGAUUUAUUUGAAGGACUUUGUCGGGCUGGAAAAAUUGCCAGGUCAAGUGGAAGCAUCGAGAGGGUGAAGGCGAAAAUAAUUCUGAAACCUACAGCUGAACGGCCGGUGGAUAGUGUCAGAUACGAUGCUGUCGGACAUUUCCCAGAAUCAGCAAAUAAGCAAUCACGUUGUAGGUUUUGCAAAGAGGGAAGAACCAAAGUUUUUUGCGUGAAAUGCAAUAUGCAUCUGUGUUUUGUGGUAGGAGAAAGUAACAAAAGGAAUUGCUUCCGCCAAUUUCACACCCAAUAAAUAUAUACCUAUAUUUGAUAAGAAUUAUGAUAAAUAAAGUGAAGAUUGAACUAAGAUGUGUUUCAUUCAUAUUUUGGCAACGUGCUCCACGUAGUACAAACAAAAGAAGACGUACUUUACACUACAGUUGGCAAUGUACUUCCCGAAGUACAUAUAUUUUCGCGAAAACUGUAAUAGGUAGAUUUUUUUUACAUUUUUUUUCAGUCAUCUAGCGUCAUAAUAAACCAGGAAAUAACAAAAAAUCAUUAAAUUAUUAAAAUAAACUUAUUUGCCAA
Messenger RNA from Spodoptera litura, 1994 nucleotides. The record is from RefSeq and is a predicted model, not a curated record. NCBI's taxonomy places the organism in Eukaryota, Metazoa, Arthropoda, Insecta, Lepidoptera, Noctuidae.